AUGGCCAUAACCACCACCCCCAGUGAACCAUCCACCCCCAACUCCCCCAACCCUAACCCCCUCAACCCCAACCCCCCCCUUCCCAUCCCCACCCCAACACCCCUCCCCACCUCCCUCGCCCGGGACAUCCUGCCCACCCCCUCUGCCUCCCUCCGCCGCUGCGCCGCCUACCUCCGCGCCCGCCACCGCUUCUGGGACGCCUUCCCCCACGGCCGGUACACACGGCUCCCCACGCCGGGCACAGACCUCGAGUGCGGGUUCCAUGCGCUGAUUCUUUCUGCGCGAGCGCAGUUGGAUGGUUUGUCAUCUGUGGGAGGGGAGGGGAAGGGGUUGAGGGUGAGGGUGCCGACGCUGGAGGAGUUGAGGGUGGUGUAUGCGUCCGAGGUGGUGCAGAGGGAGAAUGGGAAUGUGGGGAUGGGGAAUGGGAGAUGGUUUACGGCGGAUCAGCUGGCGGCGGUGUUUGCGGCGUGGGGGAGGCGGUUUCUUGUUGGUGAUGGUGGUGGGGAGGGGGUAAAAUGGCGGUGUCAGAUGGGGUGGGUGAUGGAGAGGGAUGAGGAGAUUGGCGUGGAGGGGUGGCCGGUUAUGAUGAAUACGCCCGAGGUGGAUACGGGGGAGGUCGGCGAGGGGAUCGUGAGGGUCUGGGUGUGGAAUGAUGGCGGGUCGUUGAGGGGCGGCGUGGGGCAUUUUGAGGGGAUUCGGAGGCCGACGGAGGAGGAGUUGGCGGUGAUGGGGGGACGGGAGUAG
This is a messenger RNA of Chaetomium globosum CBS 148.51, 744 nucleotides long. RefSeq lists its product as uncharacterized. The record is from RefSeq and is a predicted model, not a curated record. NCBI's taxonomy places the organism in Eukaryota, Fungi, Ascomycota, Sordariomycetes, Sordariales, Chaetomiaceae. The transcript has a single exon. Bases 1 to 744 code for a protein of 247 amino acids.